This is a messenger RNA of Ruditapes philippinarum (Manila clam), 1071 nucleotides long. RefSeq names its product sodium/potassium-transporting ATPase subunit beta-1-like. Lineage: Eukaryota; Metazoa; Mollusca; Bivalvia; Venerida; Veneridae. Bases 115 to 891 code for a protein of 258 amino acids. The transcript has 7 exons. Gene Ontology annotation, biological process: intracellular sodium ion homeostasis; sodium ion export across plasma membrane; potassium ion import across plasma membrane. The record is from RefSeq and is a predicted model, not a curated record. Gene Ontology annotation, molecular function: ATPase activator activity. Gene Ontology annotation, cellular component: sodium:potassium-exchanging ATPase complex.
GAUUUAUACAACCACAAUUCUACUUAGUUACACAAAAUGACGUAAUGUUAAACUAGGGCAGGUUCGCUUGGAGGUAGUAAUUUUGAUUACAUAUGUGUAAAUUCUGUAAAGAAAAUGGUUAUAUUCCGAUUUAUACACGUUUUGCUGUUAUCAUCAUGUGGAUUAAGCCAGACUUAUGAUGAACUUAAAGCCCAAAUACCAGAAAGGCCAGAAUUUAAUGGUGCCAUGGGGAAAUAUCUUAAUUAUCCAGGAUUAAAUUACGAACCAAACUUGGAAUCAGUUAGAGGACUUAUUAGAUUCAAUAAAGCUAGAGCUUCAACUUACAACCUCUAUACAGAGCGACUUGAUUCUGUUCUUCCACAUCCAGAAUAUUUCGUUCAGUAUCAAUACAACCAAAUUGACUGUAGGGAUAUCGCGGAAUAUCGGCUUGUUGAAGAUUUGCAUCAUUAUUGUAGGUUUGAUAUCAUAGAACUUGGAGCAGAGUGUGUGAAGCAAUAUGGUUAUGGCUUUGAAGAUGGUCAACCGUGUAUUGCCUUACAUUUAGACCGUAUUCUAAAUUGGUUGCCUGAACCCUAUACUAAUGACACGGUUCCUGAAAAAAUACGGGACAUCUGGACAGAAUACGCUGUUACCGUCCAUUGUGAAGGGGAGGAUCCUGUCACUAAGGACAAUCUUGGGAAUGUAGUUUACUACCCAUCGAAUGGAUUUAAGUUUAGAUAUUUUCCAAACACUGGAUUGGAAGGCUGGCAGAGCCCACUGGUAUUUGUACGAUUAGACGAGCCAAAUCCUGCUAUUGCCUUGAGAGUCACGUGCUCAGCUUAUGCUAAGAAUAUGAAACACGAUGAUAUUUUGCAUACUGGCAAAGUCUCUUUCGAUGUCAUGGUCGAUUAAAUAUGUCAUCAUCCAUAAAGAGAUAGAUAGAUAGAUACUUUUAUUUCCUCCAAAGAUGAAGAGCAUAACAGUAUUUACAGAUACAAUAUUUACAGUAACAAUACAUGUAUAAUACCAUUUAAAUAUUAUGCGAUAACAUUACAAAAAUAUAUCAUAACAGAAACAAAAAUCAUAUAUAUU